AUGGUCAAAAAGGCAAUUAUCAUUGGCGCUGGCCCGGCAGGGCUUGCAGCUGCUUUGCGUCUGAAACAGAAUAACGGAAUCGACUGCAUCGUUUAUGAGAUCCGCGAAAAGCCCGCUACAAUUGGUGGCGCGGUCAAUAUUCCUCCUAAUGGCGUUCGAUUGUUCAACAAGCUCGGGGUAUAUGACGCUCUUAAUGCUCGAGCUUCCUCAGCUUCCUUGAUGACCAUUGCACCGACAGAUAAAACGCCCAUCUUUGAAUAUGAUAUUGGGGAAGCUUGCAGGAAUGCCACUGGGUUCGGCAUAUGGCGAGUGUUGAGAGCAGAUAUCAUUGAGGUCCUUCUUGCUGCCGCUCAACACGAAAAAAUUCCCGUUGAGUUUGGCAAAACAUUGACGGAGGUCUUUGAGACACGGGAGAGCGUCAAAGUCACCUUCGAGGACGGCACGGAAGACUCUGCCGACAUCCUUCUCGGCUGUGAUGGCAUCCACUCCUCGGUGCGUAAGCUACAUGUUGACCCUCUUAUCGAGCCGGAAUAUUCUGGGGUCUCGAACAUGUUUGCGAUCUUACCGUCGACAGCUCUUGCUGCUCCCUCGCCUGUCAAGCCAGCCAUCCAAAUGACAUUCACUUCCGAUGGCCUCUUCUCUGUCGUCCCAUGCACGGCUUCUGGCGACCAACUGUAUUGGUUUUACUCGCGAAAGAUUGAAAUGCCAGGGGAUGAAGACAGUCGUGAUGGCUGGGAAGCCUUUGGUCAGAAGGCUGUUCAGGACUUGAAGAUGGGCAUGUUCGACGCGCUCAAGGACGUAACCGGGAAGUGGGGAGACGCUAUAAGAGGCCUAAUCUCAGCAACGGACAGUGUCAAGUUCUACCCCAUUUACAAGAUGGCCCCGUCGUGUCGAUGGUCAACUGGUCGUUGCAUUUUACUUGGCGAUGCUGCCCACGCUAUGCAGCCACAUCUUGGUCAAGGAACUUCCAUGGCACUGGAGGAUGUUUUCUUACUCUCACGCCUUUUGGAGAGUCGACCUAUCGAGCUAGAUGAGGCUUUCAGGCGUUAUGAAGAGAUUAGACGUCCCCGGGUUGAGAAAAUCUCUCAAAGUGCGGCUCACUCCGGAAACCUGCGAGCAAAAUUGGAUCCUAGCAUGUCUCGGACGCGUGAAGAGACACUCGCGGCUCAGUGGCGCAAUGGAUCACGACUGACUGAUUAUGUCUAUAACAUCCUUGAGGUAGAGCUGUGA
Messenger RNA from Penicillium malachiteum, 1230 nucleotides. Its product is annotated as FAD-dependent oxidoreductase. Bases 1 to 1230 code for a protein of 409 amino acids. The transcript has 2 exons. The record is from RefSeq and is a predicted model, not a curated record. NCBI's taxonomy places the organism in Eukaryota, Fungi, Ascomycota, Eurotiomycetes, Eurotiales, Aspergillaceae. Gene Ontology annotation, molecular function: monooxygenase activity; FAD binding.